Dentiscutata heterogama is the source of this 480-nucleotide messenger RNA. The record is from the annotation of a GenBank genome assembly. Lineage: Eukaryota; Fungi; Glomeromycota; Glomeromycetes; Diversisporales; Gigasporaceae.
AUGGUCGCAUAUUUGAUGUUAAAUGGUCCUUGGCGAGAUUGUUGGUUGCGAUAUGGGUAUGAUCCACGAAAAAACAAAGAGGCUAGAUUACGUCCUGUUCGACUUGAGAGAGCAAAGCGUUUACUUCGUGUGCAGGCUGAUUUAACUAAUGAAAUGGAUGAAUUAUCCCUGUUACCAGAAAAUUAUAUAAAAACAACGCAUAUUUUUGAUGGUAAAACCGCAGAGCGAGAUAUUGCAAUUUUUCAACUUUGUGAUAUAACUGACCCCUUAAUGAGAAGUCUUAUCGAUUCCCAUGAUUCCGUACAGGACACUUGUACUGUCGAAGAAUUAAUGCGUGAUCUUCAAAAUGCAAAAGAACAAGUUGAAGGUGAAUUAAUGCAAGAUGAAGAGGGAAAUUUAUACGAACUCGAUGAAUUUAAUGAAUAUGAUGAUAUAUUUGGAGAAAAUGACAGUGAAUUCACUGAAGAGGAGGUUGAUUAA